Agrilus planipennis (emerald ash borer) is the source of this 1273-nucleotide messenger RNA. RefSeq names its product putative ATPase N2B. The transcript has 2 exons. Gene Ontology annotation, cellular component: mitochondrion; cytoplasm. Bases 133 to 1059 code for a protein of 308 amino acids. The record is from RefSeq and is a predicted model, not a curated record. Lineage: Eukaryota; Metazoa; Arthropoda; Insecta; Coleoptera; Buprestidae. Gene Ontology annotation, molecular function: ATP binding; ATP hydrolysis activity.
GGAACAACUUCAUGAACAGUUGGAGUCCUACACACCUCCUGAAAGUGGUUUAUUCACUAGUUUCUUUUCCCCCAAAAAAGUGAUUCCUACAGUAACAUUGAACGUAAAAGUAGAGUACAUUUUAAUGAAUUUAUGAUUGAUGUUCACAAGAAAAUACAUGAAACUAAAACAUUGGUGGCUCCAAAUCUUGAUUAUGAAAAGUCAAAACCUUUUGAUCCAAUACCCAUAGUAGCUGAUGCAAUUAAUAGUAAAGCCUGGCUAAUAUGUUUUGAUGAAUUCCAGGUAACUGACAUAGCAGAUGCAAUGAUACUUAAAAGAUUGUUUACACAGCUGUUUGACAAUGGUACUGUAGUUGUAGCAACAAGUAACAGACCUCCAGAUGAUCUAUACAAAAAUGGAUUGCAAAGAUCUAAUUUUCUUCCCUUUAUUCCCAUUCUAAAAAGUCGUUGUCAGGUGUUAAGUCUAGAUUCAGGCAUAGAUUACAGACUGAGAAUAAGUUCAAAUGAAACAAAGUAUUUUGUAAAUAAUGAUGAAGCUGUUGAUGAAAUAUUUAAAUAUUUGUGUUCAAGAGAAACAGAUUGUGUCAGACCAAGAACAUUUAAUAUUCAAGAACGUAAUGUUUCAUUUCAGAAAACUUGUGGAAGAAUUUUAGAUGCAACAUUUGAUGAACUUUGUAACCGACCUUUGGGUGCCAAUGAUUAUUUAUUACUCACCCAAUUCUUCCAUACUGUUAUAAUAAGAGAUUUUCCACAAUUGACAUUAAGCAGCCGGUCACAAACUCGACGUUUUAUCACAAUGAUUGAUACAUUUUAUGAUAAUAAAGUAAGAGUUGUAAUAAAUGCUCAGGUUCCACUGAAAGAUCUGUUUUUAAGGCAAAAACCUGAUAAUUUACAUCUCAGUGAUGAAAACAGGAUGCUAAUGGAUGACCUAAAGGUCAGUCAAGAGGAUGCCACUGCUAAUGUGUUUACAGGAGAUGAAGAAAUAUUUGCUUUUGAUAGAACAUCCUCAAGAUUAGCUGAAAUGCAAACAAAAGAAUAUUGGGAUAGGACAAAGGUUUAACAAGCAAUUUCUAAGUCGUAUUGGUAUAAUGAUUUAAAAUUUACUUAAUAAGAUGUAUAUUUUGGUAUGGUGAUAUUUAAAAUUAUAUUUAUUUUCAUAUGCAGUUUUAAGUACUUAAUUUGUGUGAUAUUUUUAACAAAUUGUUGUUUUAUGUAGUUACCAAGUCCUUGAAUGAAUAGAAAAGUUACAUUUAAGAAGAGAAUUGUUAAUUUUG